AUGUUUAGGUGGCUAGUAAGCGCCGUCUUCCUGGCCCUGCCCAUUGGCACUACCCUCGGGAUCUUGCUUGGUCUGCAGGCAUGGCGUCAAGCCAACGGUCAACCGCCUCCAUUCUCUGGCGGUGAUGACGGUUUUGGUCUACCCGGUAUUAUCAUACCAAAGGGCAAAGAUGGCGUUCGGAUAUUCUGCGAUGAGUCCGUCGGUUUUGACCCAGUGUCCAAGAACCAGAAUUUUAUUCUGAACCCAAAUCCUUGGGGCUGGAAAGAGGGUGAACAGGGUAACAUUUGCAUGCUGGUGGACUAUAAUGCAAACCGAACCUACGAGACGGCCUUUUCUGCACCAGUGUUUAAUGUCACAUGGAAAUAUCCGGUCAUGUCGGGAACAAACAACGUGCACGCUUACCCCAAUGCCAAGGUUGACAGCAAAAAGCUGCCAGCAAAACUCGGCACCAUCAAUGCACUUCGGGUCGAAGUUGAAUGGCAUGUAACGUUGAAGAACGAUUCCCAAACAGAAAUUACCGACGCCGAGGUCGCCCAGAGCCGGAUCAACGCCAACGUGGCCAUCGACAUGUUCAUGGACAAGGACAAGGACAAGUCUAGCGAAAGUGCAAAGGCUAAUUACGAAGUGAUGGUGUGGUUUGCUCGUUUUGGGGAUUCAACCUGGCCAAUUGGCAAGGUGCAAGGUGGCAACGGUGGAAUAGUGACGACAAAGAUGGUUUCAGGUGUCUCUUUCAACCUCUAUGCCGGCCAAAACCAGUUGACGAACCAGACGGUCUUGUCCUGGGUGACGGAGACACCAGCCAACAAGUUCGCAGGCAAAGUAACGGAUCUGUUGGAAGAAAUCUUUGCACUCAACGACACAAAAUACCCUCAAAAGACGGAUUACCUUGGAUAUGUCGCCUUUGGCCAAGAAGCAUACAGCUCGGAUGUAAACGUCACGUUUGCGGUUCCUCAGCUGGCCAUUGAUUUCCAGACAACGUAA
This is a messenger RNA of Ustilaginoidea virens, 981 nucleotides long. RefSeq lists its product as uncharacterized. The transcript is spliced from 4 exons. Gene Ontology annotation, molecular function: cellulase activity. NCBI's taxonomy places the organism in Eukaryota, Fungi, Ascomycota, Sordariomycetes, Hypocreales, Clavicipitaceae. Gene Ontology annotation, biological process: polysaccharide catabolic process. The record is from RefSeq and is a predicted model, not a curated record. Bases 1 to 981 code for a protein of 326 amino acids.